AUGGCAAAACUAGUACCAUUCACUGGUUGCUUCAUCCUGUUUUUGGUUCUUACAGCAUCAUGCGUUAUGAUACGUAUUGAAUCAGCUAGGAAAAUCCCAAACGGCUUCCCUGAUGAUGCUAACAUAACCUUGCUCCAACUUCCAGAAGGUUCUUGCGGUGAAUUUCCUCAGAGUUGUAUCCGCUUUUUACUCGUAACAAUAAUUUUGAAGAAUUUAAAGCGCAAAUCAUCCUCAUCACUAGAAAAGUCGUCGAAAAGGAAGAAAGGGCGGCGCAUGAAGGGAUCAACAGAGUCGGUUGAAAUCCCCGACGACUUGAUGAUUGAAGUGCUCAUGAGACUUCCCACACAAUCCCUGCAUCGAUUCAAGUGUGUUUGCAAACUAUGGAACUCGACGAUUUCCGAUCCCAAAUUCAUUGACAAGCAUGCGAGACUCUCUUCGGUCCCCGCUGGAGCCGGCAACUCAUCAUGGAGGACAACCAUGGAUCCACCUGGGCGACUUCACGGUUCCGAUAUUUAUGUCAACGGUGUCAUAUAUUGGCUAUAUUGGAUUGAUCGUGACCACAUCAUCAGCUUUGAAUUUGGUAGAGAAGUUUUUCGGAGUUUAAAGAUCUCUGAAUCUCUAAAUCUCAAUGCUCAACUCCUCAAUUUAGGAGGCUCGUUAGCAUGUCUUACUCGCAAAUAUGGAGCUAAAGAACCAACUGAAAUUUGGUUGCUAGAAGAGUGGGAGGUGUUCUCAUUGGGUUCAGAGGAUUCAAGGAAACUUUAUGUUGAUUUAAAGCAACCUAGAAUCCACAAGAAACAGUAUCGAUGGCCCGAUCCACAGAAAGAGGACGGUAGUGAAGACAAAACGUAUUUGAGUAUGUUAGUCUAUCACUGCCGUUACAACCAUGUGGAAAAUAUGUAUAGAUUCAAGGAUCAAGAUGAUGUUGGACAUUCACAGGGGAGCUUCCUUCUUGAAUAA
Messenger RNA from Oldenlandia corymbosa var. corymbosa, 960 nucleotides. Lineage: Eukaryota; Viridiplantae; Streptophyta; Magnoliopsida; Gentianales; Rubiaceae. The record is from the annotation of a GenBank genome assembly.